AUGUUUAGCCUACAGUUGGAUUGGAACAACAUUGGUAAUUCAGUUGAAGCAUUUGCCCAACUAUGUAAUUGUUUAAUGUCAAAUAUUAUAUUAAACACACUAAAUUUAGCGAAUAAUAACUUAUGUGAAACAUGUGGUUUUCAUUUAGCUAAACUGUUAAGCAUUAAUAAAUAUUUAAAGAAUAUUGGUAAAUAUUAUCUAAUUAUUUGAACAAUUUAAACUAGGUUAUAUUAUUUGAAAUUAUAAUGAAAUAAACAUUAUUUUUCAGAUUUAAGUUGGAAUAGUAUAGGUGAAGCAGGGGCAACAUCAUUAUUUAAAUCAUUAAAGGAAAAUUAUGUUCUUUUAGAAUUAAAUAUUCAAGGUAAUUCUAUAUCUGCGGACACGUGUGCUAUGAUAGGUAUGCUAAAAAAAAAAGUUAGGUAUAUAAGAAGGUACCUAAACUUUGUGUGCAUUUAUUUUUACCAAUUAGUUAGAAAUUUUUGUUUCUUUUUAUAAUGGCCAACAAAAAAUUAAAUAAUUAAUUUAUAUAUUAUAAAAUCACAUUAAUUAGUUAGAUGAACAUGCACUUAAUAAAUAUUGUUUUGAGUUUGUUAUAAAUAAUAUUAUUUUUAGUUGAACAAUUACAACAAAAUAAGUCUAAUGAAAUCAAUCAACAAGAUUUUCAAAACAGAAACUCAAGUAUUUUAAAACAUGUAAUUUCAGUAGAUACAAAUUAUCAAACACAAAUAAAUUGUUUAAAAAAUGAAUAUCAAAACCAUAUUGAGUAAAAAUUAUUUGUAUUUAUAUAUAAUUAAAGGUAUUACUCUAGCAUGUUAAAUUGUAUAGUGAGCUGCAAACAAGAUUACAUAUUUUUCAAGUGAAAAAUGAACAGCAAAAACAAGAACUUGAAGAAUUAAAAAUUAGUUGUUUACAAGAAAACAAAUGUAAAACAAUGAUUUGUAAAAAAGUUGAGAAGAUGAAAUCUGAACUAUUAUUAAAAACACAAAGUUUAAAUUCAAUAGUAAAAAAAAUAAGCAAUGAUGAACUAUCUAAUUCUGAUGAUGAAACAAUGAAUUCUCUAGAGGUUUUGUUUAAUGUUUUCAAAUUAUAUAAGGAAUUCAUUAAUACACAUUUUUUUUUCCUAAUCUAGGAUUUUGAAAAAAUCGAUUUUAUUAUUGCAAAAAUUAAAAAAAAAUAUACCGAUAAAAUGUUAAAAGAAACCAAAGUACAUAAACGGUUAUUAGAUGCUUUACCGAAGUUAAAAGAUGAACUAAAUGAAAUUAAAGCAGAACUUAAUAACACAAAAGCUUCAACAGAAAUUGAAAUACAGAAUUAUUUUGGUUACAACCAUUACCUAUUAAUUUGAAUAACUUGCUUAAACUAUUGUUAAAUACACUAAAUAAUAUUUUAUUUGCUUUUAAUUUCAGAUAAGUUGAAAGCCUACAAAAAGUUACUUCUUAAUAAUAUGUAUCAUCUUAAAAUAACACAAAAAAUUAACAAUGAUUUGUUUAUGAAGAAUUUACAUCAACAGGACGAAAUAAAUACGGCUGAUCAGGUUUUAUAUAAUAAUAUAUAUAUAAAUGCAAUCGACUCGUGAUAUAUUAAAUCAAUAAUUGUUCCAUUGAAAAUCUCGAGAUGUAACAAAUAAUUAAAUGUAUUUUAGUCUUCUUGAUAUAACUGAAGUUUUUUUGGCCAAAGCUCUCGCUAUGUAACAAAUUUUUAUAAUUUCGGAACUUGAUAUUAUGAAUUUCAAUAUUCGCUAUAUAUACUUUAAAUGUACAGACCUUUUUUCUUGGUCCCUUGAAAUUCGUUAUAUCGUGAGUUGGCUGUAUAUAUAUACCUAUAUAUGUACAUAUUUGAUUUAUUUAAUAAAUUUAUUUAUUUUAUAUUCUUAUACUAUAGACAAAAAUAUUGGUUUUAUUAGAUGAAAAAAUAAAAGCUUUAUUUAAAGAUAAAUCCGACUUAGAAAUUAAACUAGCAAAAUUAGAAACACAAUCUACAGUUGACGUUCAGACAGUUCAAGCACUUGAAAAUAGUUUAAUGUUGGCAAAUGAAGAAUUGAAAAAGUUCAAUGAAAAACAACUAGUUAACAAAGUUGCUCAAAAGUUGAACGAACAAUUGCAUAACAAUACUUUUGUUAAAGAAGUAGAAACUUUAAAAACGAAUCUAAAUGAAAAAGAUAGUCUGUUAAAACUUUCUGAAGAAGAAAAUCAUAAACUUAAUAUCAAAUACACAACUGAAGUAUCUAGACUUCAGUCACAGUUACAGUGUGAGAAAGAUAAAUUUAAAGAAAUAAAGUAAUUAUGAUUAUUAAAAAUAUAUUUUUGUUCUAGUUAAAUUAUAUGUGGUUUGAUCACAUGAUUAGAGUAAUUUAGAUAUAUCUUAAUUUGUUGGUUAAACCACAGAACAGGUUAAAUUAUUUCAAAUUCAAUUAAGAAAUAUUAAAAAUCCAAUGUUAAUAUAAACCAAAUUUAACAUAUUUACAAAUUUAAUAUAUUAUAGAACAUUAUAUUAGUUUUAUUGAUGUCACUUGAACUUUUUUUUUUUAACUUAUAAUUCUAUUGUUAAUAUCUAUAAUUUAUCAAGUAAAAAAUUAACCUUUCAUUUUUAUUUAAUAGGAAAGAAAAUCAAAGACAAGUCGAAGAAUUGUAUUUAAUGUUUACACAAUAUGUUAAUAAAUUAAAAAAUAAUAAUUUUGAAGACGAAAAAUGUUAA
Cinara cedri is the source of this 2694-nucleotide messenger RNA. Lineage: Eukaryota; Metazoa; Arthropoda; Insecta; Hemiptera; Aphididae. The record is from the annotation of a GenBank genome assembly.